Messenger RNA from Tricharina praecox, 409 nucleotides. RefSeq lists its product as uncharacterized. The record is from RefSeq and is a predicted model, not a curated record. The transcript has a single exon. The coding region runs from base 29 to 283 and encodes 84 amino acids. NCBI's taxonomy places the organism in Eukaryota, Fungi, Ascomycota, Pezizomycetes, Pezizales, Pyronemataceae.
CCUACGGGCAGGGUUGCGCUGCUACGUCAUGGGGUUCGUGGGGUUCGUGGGGUUCGUGGCGGUGCACAGUGGCGCGGAUUGCUUUUGCCUGCGACAUGAUUGGCGACAGCGAGCCGGAAGUGCCUCGAAUGGUCGGUGCGCGCAGGUAUGCGGCACGACUCACGAUCUGUUGGGAUGUUUCGAGAGUCGAGACUUGACAUGUGCGAGUGGGAGUUGGUUAGCCACAGUAGAGAUGAUGCUCCCCAGAUGCAAAUGGCGCAUGCCCUACACAGCCACAAUUUAGAAUCCAGCGGGCGAUCUACAUACCAGGUACCUGGUAUGUACUCUACAUAGUACGGUAGUUACAUACAGAAGCCGGUCCUCUGUGGAAUCUAGAUCUCUCGAUGACUCGAUGACUCGGUGCCAAGGG